This is a messenger RNA of Centropristis striata (black sea bass), 1430 nucleotides long. RefSeq names its product N-acetylneuraminic acid phosphatase (gene nanp). The record is from RefSeq and is a predicted model, not a curated record. Lineage: Eukaryota; Metazoa; Chordata; Actinopteri; Perciformes; Serranidae. Gene Ontology annotation, molecular function: hydrolase activity. The transcript has 2 exons. The coding region runs from base 16 to 810 and encodes 264 amino acids.
GAAAGCGGAGCUGCGAUGGACAGUAAAGCUGUGAAGGCGAUAUUAUUUGACCUGGACAACACGCUGAUUGAAACCAGUCGGGCAGGUGGAGUGGCCAUACAGAAGACCAGUGAGCUGUUGAAGACCUCGCUGGCCCUCGAUGACGACUCCGUCCGCAGCAUCUGUGACAAGUUCAAGCAGAAGCUUCUCCACGAGAGCUUCGACCCGUCGGCAGGCCGAUCCAUCGACCAGCUGAGAGUGAGUCACUGGGAGGAGAGCAUCCAGGAGGUGGAGGAGAGCAUCCAGGAGGUGGAGGAGAGCAUCCAGGAGGUGGAGGAGAGCAUCCAGGAGGUGGAGGAGAGCCGUUGCACUCCUUCACUAGCAGCUCAGUGCUACUACUGCUGGAAAAACAGCCGUCUGGAGAUUCUCAGUCUGUCCCCUGAAAUCUGUCACCUCCUGACAGAUCUGCGCUCCAGAUACAAGCUGCUGCUGCUGACCAACGGGGAGACUCAGACUCAGAGGGAGAAAGUGGAGGCGGCGAGGUGCGAGGAGUUCUUCGACGCCGUCGUGAUCGGCGGAGAACACGCGGAGCAGAAACCCUUCGUCUCUAUCUUCACACUGUGUUUCAACAUGCUGGAGGUGGAGGCCCGGGACUGUGUGAUGGUGGGAGACUCUCUGGACACGGACAUCCAGGGGGGCUUCAACGCCGGAGUACGAGCUACAGUUUGGAUCAGCGCUGCAGGAGGUUCAGUGCCAGAAGGUUCAGUGAAACCAGACUACACCGUCCCCUCUGUGCUGGAGCUGCCACACAUCCUGCAACAACUCAAGUAACGACAACGGGUGAUUUAAACCGUGUUUCCCAACCGGUGGGCCAACCAUUAACUAUGAAUGCAAUAUACAACAAUAUACAAAACGUUAUUCAUUUUUAAUUUCCUAUAUUAUUACUUUGGGUGCACUCAUUCCCCAAUACAGAGGCAAAUUCUAUACAACCCUCAAAAUAACUUUUUUUAAACUUUUCCUCAAAAGGAACCCCAGAAGUUUCACCGUUAGCGCAGUUGCCAUGGAUAUUAUUCAGAGCUUUCCAUUGGUGCCGGCUGUAAUAUAUAAGGAUAUUAUAUAUAUUAUAUAUUUUAAAUUCUAAUAAUGUUUUUUAAAAUAGAAUAGUGGCAUUAGAAUGCUGAGAGGCCACCAAAUUUAGGCUUUUACAGCAAAAUUUUUCCCCAGGCUAAUCCAUGUCUGAGUGUAAAGCCCUGCUUAUUGGACUGCAUAUACAUGUGGCAAUUGUUAUAAAAAAUGGGCAAAUUUUUAAAUGCAUAAAAAUGCUUAAAAUAUGGCCAGAAAUGACAGAAAAAACACCAUAUUAUGAGAUGUCCAAAAAUGACCCCCUCAAAAAAAGUCAUACUAUAGUAUGUUGAUUUUUGUCAAAAAUAGUCAAAAUUUAAAAUGCUUAA